AAGCAGGUUACGCAUCAGGCCGCUCCAAGUCCAAGCUAAAACCUCUCUCUCUCUCUCUCUCUCUCUCUCUCUCUCUUUCUGCUAUCUCUCUCAGCGAUGGUGGAGACGAAGCGAAAAGGGAGAGUCGAACCAAAGCACAACAAGAUGAAGAAGCAAAAGAGUUUGGGCUCUAAAACCCUAUCGACGAAGAAGAAGAAGUCCAAGAGAAACGAUGUGAGGAAGGGUCCUCGCUUGCCUAAUUCACUGCGCAAGGAGAUCGAACGCUUAAACCCUAGCACCCAGUUGAACAGCGAAGACGAAGAUAUCAAUUCCGAUGAGGGAGAGUUUCCCACCGAUGACAUUUACGAGUACGAGGAGAAAAUCCCCCAGGAAGAGUCCAGGAAGAAUCGUCGGUUCGACCCUGUGGAGAACUUCGAAUACGAGCUUCCCGAAGAUUUCGAGGAUGAGAAUGUGCCAUCAGAUGAUGAUGAGGAUGAGGAUGGUGACCUCAUGGAUAAUGGAGGAAACAAACUUGAAGAUUCCCAUGAUGAGAUUGAAGAGGAUGAUGAUGGAAGGCAUGUCAGGAUGUUGGAAGGAAUCACUGGAAUGCCAAGUGAGGCUUUUGAAGGGAAGAAGAAGAAAAAUAAUGUUGUUAUAUCUGAGGCAUAUCCAGAGUCCGAAUAUAAUCCUACUCGUGAUGUUUUGGAUGGUGAUGGCCGCAUUAGCAUGGAAGACCUUUUAGGCACUCUUCAAAAGAAACCCGGGUUUGGCAAACUUAGAAAGAUAAUGGAUCAAAUGAAGAAAUCUGAGGCUAUUGAAGCUCCCCUUCCAACAGUAAUUCGGGAGAAGAUGGAGAGGCAGGCAGCAUAUAAAAUAUCAAAGAAAGAUAUGGCCAAGUGGGAGCCCCUAGUUAAGAGAAAUAGGGAGGCACCUACCCUAUAUUUUGAUGAGGAUACAGACCUGGGGUUUUCAACUGUAGGAGCAAUAGCUUCUGAAUUUGAACCUAGAACUGAAUUUGAGAAGAAAAUGGCAUCUUUAGUUUAUGAUGAUGAUGUUAUGGAAGCUCACAAAAAAGAUGGUUCCAGGCUUCUUGAAUUAAACCAGGUAUCUGUGGAAGAUGAAAAGGAGCGCCAUAAUCGUAUUGCUAAAAUGCGCAGCCUUCUUUUCCGUCAUGAAAUGAAAGCAAAACACAUAAAAAAGAUCAAAUCCAAAACAUACCAUCGUUUGUUGAAGAAAGACAGAUUGAAAACAGCAGCUGCACUGAUUGAAAUGGAUCCAGAAGCUGCUAAAGAGCAGGCAAUGAAGCAAGAGUUCAAACGGGCAGAGGAACGCAUGACACUGAAACACAAAAACACCUCCAAAUGGGCAACACGCAUUCUACAGCGUGGUUUGCAAGUCCAAGAUGAAGGUACUCGAGCUGCUAUAACUGAACAGCUCCAACAGCAUGCUCUUUUGACUAGAAAAAUGAACUCUAUGAAAGACGGUAGCAGCAGCAGCAGCAGUGAUGACACCAGUGAUGAGGAUGAUGUAGAUGAAGAUUCUUCUGUUUUAAAAGAGGGUAGGGCAUCCAAGUUAUUGGGAAAAGCAACAGAGAAGACCCUCAAAAUAUUAGAAGAAGAAGAUGAAGUGCCUGAUUCAGGAAUUUUUUCUUUACCUUUCAUGGAGCGUGGACUAAAGAAAAGAAAGGAGGCAGCUGAAGAAGAAGCUAAACUUGCUCUUCAAGAGUAUGAAGUGUCGAUGAAGCAGCUGGACGAUCCAAGUGGGGCAGAAAAUUCAAAAAUAAGGGCUUCAAGUGGUAGAAGGGUAUUUGGUGCAGCUAAAAUACGUGCUCCAGAAUCAAGAGAUGUGAUUAAAACAGAUAACUUCUAUGCUAAUAGUGAUAGUGAUGAUAACUUGGAGGCCAAAGAAAAUAUUUUUGAUAUGGAGAAAGACGGAAGUAGUGAUAUGCAGAAGGAUGUUCAUGUUGAUUCUGUUUUACCUAAUGAGUUUCGUCAGGAUUCUGUUUUUAAGAGCUUUGAUGAUAUUGUUAGAGAUCCAGGUCCCAAGACAACAUAUGACGUUGCUAUUUUUGCAUCAGACAAAUGGAGAAAGAUGGAAAGCAGAAACAAAGUGGAUGCCAAUAGCAAAAAGUCCCCAGUGGCUGUUGAACCUGAAUAUAAUCAAGAUUUACAGGAGCCUGUGAAGGAAGUGGGUGAAAACAGUGAUACAGAAAGUGAAGGACAAAUGGUGGAUGGGAUUAUUUCAUCGGAUCCUAAACCGACUUAUGAACUCCCUUCCCAGUCAGAGCUGAUUCGCCAAGCUUUUGCUGGGGAUGAUGUGGAGGAAGAUUUUGAGAAUGAUAAACAGGAGAUUCUGAAUGAGGAAAAUCCUGAACCCGAAAAGCCAGUCUUACUUCCUGGCUGGGGCCAAUGGACUCGUGUACAGAAAAAGAAAGGCUUACCUUCUUGGAUGCUGAAAGAACAUGAGAAUGCCAAGAGGAAGAGAGAAGAAGCUCUUAAGAAGAGAAAGGAUGCACAUCUCAAACAUGUUAUUAUCUCUGAGAAGUUAGAUAAAAAGGCUGAGAAACUCCUUACAAAAACAUUGCCUUACCCUUUCACGUCUAAGGAAGUUUUUGAGCAGAGCAUCCGCAUGCCCAUUGGACCUGAAUUCAACCCAGCAACUGCAGUUGGUGCUCUUAAUCGACCUGCAGUGGUGAAGAAACCUGGUGUGAUUAUUAAACCAAUUGAGUUCAAGGAAGUGAAUCCUCACGAAAAUAAGGAGGAUCACAAAUGGAGUGGACAGAAACAGAAGAUGAAGAAGAGUAAAAGUGAUGGCAGCAUACCGAGAAAAAAGAUGAAGAAGGCAGAGGGCAAAACCAAAAAAGUCAACUGAGACACUCUUGUUCGUCAGAAUUUUGCUCCCGUAUUUAUUUCUUCCUAAUCUAAACAGGUUCCCAGUUUUCCAUGUUUGGGGGACUAUUACACCAAAAG
Molecule: messenger RNA, 2948 nt
Organism: Quercus robur (English oak)
Lineage: Eukaryota; Viridiplantae; Streptophyta; Magnoliopsida; Fagales; Fagaceae
Exons: 11
Coding region: 97-2850 (917 amino acids)
Biological process (GO): rRNA processing
Cellular component (GO): small-subunit processome; nucleolus
Source: RefSeq, a predicted model, not a curated record